Molecule: messenger RNA, 1986 nt
Organism: Epinephelus lanceolatus (giant grouper)
Lineage: Eukaryota; Metazoa; Chordata; Actinopteri; Perciformes; Serranidae
Product: tripartite motif-containing protein 16-like
Molecular function (GO): protein binding; zinc ion binding
Source: RefSeq, a predicted model, not a curated record
UCAGUGAGAGGUGAAAUGGCUCAGAAAGGUGUUCAGCUGGACACAAUUUCUUGUUUCAUCUGUCAGUAUCAACUGAAGGAUCCGGUGACUACUCCCUGUGAACACAGCUACUGCAUGAACUGUAUUAAAAGCUUCUGGGAUGAAGAGGAUGAGAAGAAAAUCUACAGCUGCCCUCUUUGUAGGCAAACUUUCGCACCGAGGCCUAACCUGCUGAAAAACACAACAUUAGCAGUGUUAGUGGACAUACUGAGGGAGACUGGACUCCAAGCUGCUCCUGCUGAUCUCUGCUAUGCUGGACCUAAAGAUAUGACCUGGGAUGCCUGUGCGGGGAGAAAAAUGAAAGCUCUCACACCCUGUCUAUCGGCCUCUUACUGUGAGAAACACCUCCAGCUUCAUUAUGACUCAGCUCCAUUAAAUCAACACAAGCUGGUGGAGCCCUCUACGAAGCUCCCAGAGAACAUCUGCUCUCGUCACGAUGAGGUGAUGACGAUGUUCUGUCGUACGGAUCAGCAGUGUAUCUGUCAUCUCUGCCCUGUGGACGAACAUAAGGGCCACGACACAGUCUCAGCUGCAGCAGAGAGGACUGAGAGGCAGAGGGAGGUGGAGGUGAGUCGACAAAACAUCCAGCAGAGAAUCCAGGACAGAGAGAAAGAUGUGAAGCUGCUCCAGCAGGAGGUGGAGGCUAUCAGUCGCUCUGCUGAUAAAACAGUGGAGGACAGUGACAAGCUCUUCACUGAGCUGAUCCGUCUCAUGGAGGAAAGAAGCUCUGAUGUGGAGCAGCAGCUCAGAUCACAGCAGAAGACUGAAGUAAGUCGAGUCAAAGAGCUUCAGGAGAAGCUGGAGCAGGAGAUCACUGACCUGAAGAGGAAAGACACUGAGCUAAGGGAGCUUUCACACACAGAGGAUCUCAACCAGUUUCUACACAGCUACCCCUCCCUGUUACCACUCAGUGAAUCUACACACUCAUCCAACAUCAACAUCGGUCCUCUGCGCUACUUCGAGGAUGUGACAGCAGCUUUGUCAGAAGUCAGAGAUAAACUGCAGGAAGUCUUGAGUGAGAAAUGGACAAACAUCUCUCUGACUGUGACUGAAGUGGAUGUUUUACUGCCACAGCCAGAGCCCAAGAGCAGAGCCGGAUUCUUAAAGUAUUCAUGUGAAAUCACGCUGGAUCCAAACACAGCAUACACAUGUCUGUUAUUAUCUGAGGGGAACAGAAAAGCAGCAAAAACGAGUGAAGCACAGCCUUAUUCUAGUCACCCAGACAGAUUCACUAAAUAUUGUCAGGUCCUGAGCAAAGAGAGUCUGACUGGACGUUGUUACUGGGAGGUGGAGUGGAGCGGGGGAGGAGUUUGUGUAGCAGUCGCAUACAAGAAUAUCGGCAGAGCAGGGGGCUCGAAUGAAUGUCGUUUUGGAUACAAUGACAAGUCUUGGGCGUUAUAUUGCAACAAUAACAGUUAUAACUUUUGGUACAACAACGUCCACACUCGUGUCUCAGGCCCUCAGUCCUCCAGAGUAGGAGUGUACCUGGAUCACAGUGCAGGUACUCUGUCCUUCUACAGUGUCUCUGAAACCAUGACACUCCUCCACAGAGUGCAGACCUCUUUCACUCAGCCUCUCUAUGCUGGACUUUGGGUUGAUUUCUGGUUUGGACUUUCCUCUGGCGUCACUGCCCAGUUGUGUAACCCCAAUUAGACAGAAGUCAUUAAAGGGAUAGCGGGUUCAAUUCUGUGUUAAGCUCUUAUUUUGUCUUCAUGUUUGUUGUUAACAACUAAUUGUUUUGUUUUUUUCUGCACUGCACACAGAUCAGCUGUCAAUCAAACAUUAUGGGUGGUACUUUGACAUCUUUUUCAUGAGUUGCUGGCCCCUGAGCACAGAUAUGCAAAAGGCCCAAUCACCUCUUAUACAUUAGAGCAAGACACAUAGACUUUGUGGUAGUUUUUUGGCUCUUUGUAGUCAUUAUGCAUCUUUUUGUCGGUUUGUUUGUCU